Molecule: messenger RNA, 411 nt
Organism: Mesorhabditis belari
Lineage: Eukaryota; Metazoa; Nematoda; Chromadorea; Rhabditida; Rhabditidae
Source: the annotation of a GenBank genome assembly
AUGCCCGUCUACAAACGAUUGGUAGAAGUUGGACGAGUCGCUUUCAUCGCGAAAGGAAAGGACCAAGGCAAGCUUGCCACAAUCGUCAAUGUCAUCGAUGGAAAUCACGUGCUUGUUGAUGGCCCCUCAUCUGGAGUUUCUCGCGGAUCCCGAAACUUGAAAGACCUCCAGUUGACGAAAUUCAAGACCAAUGUGCGCGUCGGACAACGAACCAAGGGCGUCAAGAAGGCUUUCGAUGAGGGGAAGGUUGCCGAUAAGUUCUCACAAACUAAAUGGGCCAAGAAUAUCGUCAACAAGCAAAAGCGCGCCAACCUAACCGAUUUCGAGCGAUUCAAGUUGAUGAGAGCCAAGCAACUGCGCAAUCGUCUUGUCAGGGUUGAGCUUGCUAAAUUGAGGAAAGCCGCCAAGCAC